This is a messenger RNA of Scomber scombrus (Atlantic mackerel), 1772 nucleotides long. Its product is annotated as cytoplasmic phosphatidylinositol transfer protein 1-like. The record is from RefSeq and is a predicted model, not a curated record. Gene Ontology annotation, cellular component: cytoplasm. The coding region runs from base 1 to 1011 and encodes 336 amino acids. Gene Ontology annotation, molecular function: phosphatidylinositol transfer activity; phosphatidylinositol binding. Gene Ontology annotation, biological process: phospholipid transport. The transcript is spliced from 9 exons. NCBI's taxonomy places the organism in Eukaryota, Metazoa, Chordata, Actinopteri, Scombriformes, Scombridae.
AUGGUGACUGUCACCAGAAUCAAUCGAAUAUCAAACAUUUCUGUUUGUUUCCUGUCUGUCUUUCAGUACCGAAUUGGCCAGCUGUACAUGAUAAGUAAACACAGUCAUGAACAGAGUGAACGUGGAGAGGGGGUGGAGGUGGUCCAGAAUGAGCCAUACGAGGACCCCGAGCACGGAGCAGGCCAGUUCACUGAGAAACGAAUCUACCUCAACAACAAGCUGCCCAGUUGGGCCAGAGCAGUGGUCCCUAAAAUCUUCUAUGUCACAGAGAAGGCUUGGAACUAUUACCCUUACACUAUCACAGAGUACACGUGCUCUUUCCUGCCCAAGUUUUCCAUCCACAUAGAGUCCAAAUACGAAGACAACAAAGGGAGCAAUGAUAAUAUCUUUGGCAGCGAGCCUAGAGAUGAGGAAACAGAGGUGUGUCCUGUGGACAUCGCCUAUGAUGAGAUCCCUGAGCGCCACUACAAGGAGUCAGAGGACUUGCGGCAUUUCAAGUCAAAGAAGACGGAUCGAGGCUUUCUGCAGGAAGGAUGGAUCAACACCCAGGAUCCCAUCAUGUGCUCCUACAAACUUGUCACAGUCAAGUUUGAAGUCUGGGGCCUGCAAACACGUGUGGAGCAGUUCGUACACAAGGUGAUUCGAGAAGUCCUGCUGUUAGGACACAGGCAGGCCUUUGCCUGGGUGGAUGAGUGGAUAGACAUGACCAUGGAGGAAGUCAGAGAGUACGAGCGUGCCACACAGGAAGCCACCAACCUGAAGAUUGGCACCUUCCCCCCAGCCAUCUCCAUCACAGACACACCCCUGCCAUCCAGCACCCGUAGCGGGCCAAAUAGCGCCCCAUCCACUCCCCUGUCCACCGAGGCCCCAGAUUUCCUGGCAGUGCCGAAAGAUCGUCCCAGGAAGAAGUCGGCUCCGGAGACCUUGACCCUGCCGGAUCCAGGCCGCAGGGAUUCGCUCUUCAAACUUCCCAGUUUCUUCUCCUGGAACUCCAGUCCGCAGCCAGAAUGAGAGCAGGGCCAUCCCACUGGUGAACGCCCUCAGACCUGUGGAUCAGUGGAGGAUGCCUGCCCAGCACAUCCCACAAAUGCCCCCUCAGCCAGCUGAAGUGAAGGAGACUUUUCACUGUCCUGGUGAUCCCAGUCCCCCCCUCACCCCCCUCGCAGACUCGCCGGUGUUACAGCAAAGCCAACAGCUCCCAGACUGCCUUUACAGGUACAAGUAGGCAGCCUGGUCUCCACAGCAAAUGCAGUCUUGUGGGUGUAAAGGUACAUCACGUCCCAUUGAGAGUCUAAUAAAAGCAGCUCUCUUUCCACAGAGACUCUUGAUUCCUCCCUCCUCCUCAGAUAACAGCCAGCCAGCACCAUGCAUCAGGCAGUACGGAGUUCAAUUAGCCAGAUUGAGUGUAGCAUACAUUCCUGAAAAAUGUUUAACCCCUCAGAGCAUCACCUUGCUUUUUAUCCAAGCUCAGGGUGUGUUGACGAGAUAUGAUGAGAUUCAAUCACUGCACAUAAACUUUACAUGUAAAGAAUUCCACAUUUUGUCUUUUCUUUACCUUUAGCAUCGGAGUCUGUCUGGCUUUGUUAACUGGAGCUUGUGGUUUGACGUAUCUAUUAAUGUGGUUGGGACUUUUUGACAGAUUCUUGUUGGCCACUGUAUCAGUUGAGUAUUAUGGUUUUCACAGUCAGGUGUAAGGUGAUUGUGUAUUCUUGUAAAUACUGUAUGAACAUUAAAUUACCAGUAAAAUGUCAGUUAAUCAAAAACAAUAUCAU